Messenger RNA from Giardia duodenalis, 1203 nucleotides. Its product is annotated as L-asparaginase. Gene Ontology annotation, molecular function: asparaginase activity. The transcript has a single exon. The coding region runs from base 1 to 1203 and encodes 400 amino acids. The record is from RefSeq and is a predicted model, not a curated record. Lineage: Eukaryota; Fornicata; Diplomonadida; Hexamitidae.
AUGAACAUCACCAACACAACGAAGACGUCUAUAUACCGCAGAACCGGCUUGAAAAAGCCUAAGGUUCUCUGCAUCUACACCGGAGGUACCAUAGGAAUGAAGAAGGACAGCAGUGGUUCGUAUACUCCUGUUCCAGGGUAUCUACGGGAAGUGACAGAUAGAACUCCGAACUUUAAGGACCCAGAAAUGCCCCUCUUUGAGAUACUCGAAUACUCCACGCUAAUUGACUCCUCCAACGUGAAGCCUCAAGAUUGGCUCAACAUUUGUCAGGACAUCGAGGCCAACUACGCUGCUUAUGACGGCUUCGUUGUAAUUCACGGAACGGACACCUUGUCGUUCACUGCCUCGGCACUGUCAUUCUUCCUACGGAAUCUCAGCAAGCACGUUGUGCUGACUGGUGCACAAAUACCCCUUUCGGAGCUCUACAACGAUGGGCUAUUCAAUCUUAUAGGGGCUAUAUACAUGGCCGGGUGGUACGAAAUUCCUGAGGUUACGCUCUUCUUUGCAGGCAAGCUCUACCGUGGCAACCGCACGCAAAAGUACUCGUCGUGGGAGCUGACGGCCUUCGACUCUGCGUGCUUCCCUUGUCUGGCCCAGUGGGGCGCGACCAUAUCUGUACACGAUGAAUUCGUCAUGUAUCACAAGGAGUUCCUCGACCUUAAGGAGAACAGCAAAAGCAAGCACAUAGGUUCGCUCGAGCAGACAGAGUCGCUGGAGCUCAUGGCAGACGAUAAGCCCAUGGACAUCAUGACCCACCCAAAUGAGGCCCUGAUUAUCCCAACUAAGGUGUGCAACGACGUGGUGAUGAUUUACCUCUAUCCAGGGAUCAGCGGGCAAGACAUCCUCGCGGCUGCAGCAAGCAAGCGUGGCGUUAUUCUUCUUGCAUACGGUGCGGGCAACGGGCCGACAGACGACAAGCACUUUGUAUCUGCGAUCAAGCUCCUUAAGUCUAAGAACGUUGUGGUCAUUGGGGUCACGCAGACACACUGGGGCUUGGUGGAUCUCGGGAUGUACUCGGCGGGCUUGGGUCGUGCAGGCGCCAUCUCGGGCUUCACUAUGACACCAUCAGCAGCAUACACGAAGCUCGUGUACCUGCUCUCCAUCGGCUGUAGCUCGCUAGAAGAGAUUGAAACGGCUAUGUGUACAGACAUCCGCGGGGAAAUCGAGACCUUCCAGGCAUCGACCGCGAGAAGUAACUACUAG